Parascedosporium putredinis is the source of this 642-nucleotide messenger RNA. NCBI's taxonomy places the organism in Eukaryota, Fungi, Ascomycota, Sordariomycetes, Microascales, Microascaceae. The record is from the annotation of a GenBank genome assembly.
AUGUCGGCACAGGAGACACAAACCGCGGCUCCUCUAGCCACCGCACUUCCAGAAAUAGCUCCGAUUUUGCCCCCGGAGCACUGGGCAGCUGCGCAAGAUGAUGGCGGCGAAGAUGAUGCAGACUCUACGGUAGGGGAGGACUUUGCGAGUUCAACAGCAUCGAUCACAUCGUCAAUCUUGAAAUAUAGAACCCUGCAUGGCCGGACCUACCACAGUGAGAUUGGAAACGCGCAGUACUGGGCCGCAAAUGACGAGCGACAAACCGACUCUCUCGAUCUUCUACACCACCUCUUCUCGCUUGUUCUACAAGGCCAGCUCUUCCUGGCGCCGAUAAGGGAGCCAAAGAAAGCCAUAGAUAUCGGAACUGGGACGGGUGACGACUUUGCCGACCGCUUUCCCGAGUGCGAGGUUAUAGGUACCGAUAUCUCGCCCAUCCAGCCAACAUGGACACCCCAAAAUCUCAAGUUUGAAAUCGAGGAUUGCACUCGAGAAUGGACGUUCCCAGCGGGCACCGUUGACUUUGUCCACAUUCGAUACUUGCUAGGAAGCGUCCUCGACUGGACGGAAUUUUUCAAGCAGGCGUAUAAGGUGUUAAAACCCGGAGGCUACCUUGAGAGCUACGAAGCAUCUCCGAGUAUAUAG